Messenger RNA from Phytophthora nicotianae INRA-310, 1765 nucleotides. RefSeq lists its product as hypothetical. NCBI's taxonomy places the organism in Eukaryota, Oomycota, Peronosporomycetes, Peronosporales, Peronosporaceae. Gene Ontology annotation, molecular function: protein dimerization activity. The coding region runs from base 160 to 1362 and encodes 400 amino acids. The transcript is spliced from 2 exons. The record is from RefSeq and is a predicted model, not a curated record.
CAGCUACUUAGCCACACACAGCCCAAAGCACCGAGCGGCCGUCGAGCUUCCUUCCGCCCUCUGCAGCUGCCCCUCAAAACGUACGUGCUCGUGCGUCGACUCGUUGCCGCUGUAGUGGACCCAUCUAACCCCUCCUCUCUGUCGUCCUCCGCAGCUCAAAUGGCCUCACAGCAGCAGUUCGAGUCUGUCGCGGACGGAGGAGUAAGUACAGCCAUGUCCGCCUCCUCUGCGGCCUCUGCGUCCGCUUCCUCCUCCUCUUCGACGUCCGUAGCGACAUCAUCCAUCUCUAAUUUGAGUGGCCGACCCCCACUGCAGGACGCGUCGGCGCUGGAGAUCGCGUACAGUACCAUCUCGCCCAAGGUGGAGCAGCCUCCGUAUCCCAUGCAUAUCAAGCUCAAUCUCAUCGACCAGAACCCGCUAGCCUCCAGUCUUUCGACCAAUGGUGACUCAACGUCAUGCGAGAGUCCGUACCCCAUGACUCCCAUAACCCCUGGCGGGUACUCAUCUAGUGGCGGCGAUCUGAGCAAGAAGCAGCGCCACAAUCUGCGCGAACAGCGUCGCAUUCUGCGCAUCAGUAACCAGUUUGACAUCCUUCGCAACAAGCUCGAGGCCGCGGGUUACUCCUCCUCCAAGAAGGACAAAUACAGUGUGCUGCAGGCCACGCUCGAGUACAUCUCCAACCUCGAGCGCAACCAGAUCGGAGGCGUGGCGCCCCACCCCCAGAUGCCGCACCACAUGCAGCACCCGUCGCCGCACCCGAACGGUGGCGUCCCGCACCAUCUCCCAUCGCCGUGCAGUGAGUCGGGCGGGCGGUUGUCCAUCACGGCGCCGUCUCCCAGCCACGUCGACAGCAAAGGCCAAGUCUUCAUGAUCGAUAGUAUGCCAUCGCCUGUGCCGGCGCUGUCCAUACCAGGGAUGCAGCCUCAGACCUCGUACCCGCUGGACAUGGACAACAUGUAUGGCGGCGCUGCCAAUGGCGCCUCGAACGCCAGCGUUAGUGAGAUCGAGGGCUCCGCUGCCUCAUAUCGCGACGUGUUUGCCAACAGUAGUAUGCCCAGUCUUCUAGCAAAGCUGGAUGGUACCAUUGUCGAGGCGAACGCGCUGUUCCUAGAGCUGUGCUGCAAGAAUAUCGAUGAGCUUCGCCUACACAGUCUCUACACAAUGUGCACCGCAAUGGACGCGCCCAAGAUGUACAACCUGGUUGGUAAGAUCCUUUCGUGCGAGAUGGCGUCGGCACAGAGCAAGAUGAUGUGGCAUUUCUCGAGCACGGGUGACCGAAAGGUGUUUGUGUCCGUGUCGAUGAUCCACGAUAGCAUGCACCGCCCUGCCAACCUGCACUGCAGUCUCUUGCCGCUGUCAUGAACCCCACCGCAGACCCAGGCUAGGUCAACUAUAGCGCAGUGAGGCGAGUUCCCCUACUAAUAGGGGAUUCCCUUCAAAUCGGUCAAGUUUCUCGGUCUGGAGAUUCCAUGGCGCGCGCCGGCUUACUUCAACAUGGGGCGCGAGUGCAGCGAGCUUGUCUUCUUUCAGAGCGGUACUUUGGGGUGAAUUAGUGAGGCAGAACCGCGAGCACUGUGCAUGUUUAGGCUUUAUCUUUUUGCAUGAGCUGUACCAUACGAAGCCUCAGCGCAACGAUAGUGGCGAUGGGGCUCACUGAAAAGAAAAGGAGAGAAAGCAACCACUACCAGCAUAAAAAAGCAUACAUUGACGCUAUUUAUCAUCGGUGCGGUGUUGCUCUUGCUUGUGCGUGUCCACGAUUCCGAAC